AUGAGUUCCGCAGCACAAGAAGUCACGGUUACUUACAAGGACCGAGUGGCAAUCAUCACCCUCAACCGGCCCAAGAAGCUUAAUGCCCUGAGUGGUGACCAUUACUGGGAACUGGGACAGAAGAUGCGUGAAGUUGCCCAGCGCGAUGACAUUUUCAUCACCGUUCUGACGGGAACAGGCCGUUUCUUUUCUGCCUCCCCAACUCAAGCUCCCACUGUUAUCAAGAAUAAUGUCUCCUUUAACAUGAUCACACAAAUCUCUAGGGGCGCUGAUGUCCAAAAGACCCGUCCUUCCAGUGACGGCGCAGACGCCCGCCGUGAAAUCCUGCGCGGCUUCGUGGCCAACAAUCUGGACUUGACAAACACCUUCGCUAAACAUCCCAAAAUCCUUGUCGUAGCACUCAACGGCCCGGCAGUUGGGCUUUCUGCCGCUCUUACUGCAUUCGGGGACUUCAUCUACGCCACUCCACACACCUUCCUCCUAACGCCUUUCACAUCGCUCGGCCUCGUGGCGGAGGGUGGCGCCAGCAGCGCCUUUGUGGAACGCCUGGGAAUCUCCAAGGCCAACGAAGCGCUGAUCAUGAGCAAGCGUAUACCAAUUGAGGAUCUGGUUUCGACUGGGUACGUGAACAAGGUAUUUACUGCCCCCGGCGGGAAGGAGGAUGCGUCUGGGUUUUUGAAAUUGGUAUUGGAGGAGGUUGAGGAGAGGCUGGGAACCCAUAUCAACCAGGACAGCAUGCUUAAGAUUAAGGACCUGAUUAGACGACCUGGGAGGGAAGUGUUGGAUCGCCAGAAUGUCCUGGAGGUGUUUAUGGGGAUGGAAAGGUUUAUAGCUGGCAUCCCACAGCAAGAGUUUAUGAAAAUUGCAACUGGGCAGAAGAAGCAUAAAUUGUGAAUGUGCAAAACGCUCGGAUAGAGCUCUCUCGGGCUUGCUUGCCUAGGUCAUUUUUUCUGCUUGUUCCAUUUUAUUUAUUCAUUGUUUUUCAGAAUGCGCUCCUUGCGUUAUUUUAUUGGUUUUGCUAGUCAUAUGUCUCAUU
Messenger RNA from Histoplasma capsulatum G186AR, 1036 nucleotides. RefSeq names its product peroxisomal D3,D2-enoyl-CoA isomerase. Gene Ontology annotation, cellular component: peroxisomal matrix. The coding region runs from base 1 to 894 and encodes 297 amino acids. The transcript is spliced from 2 exons. The record is from RefSeq and is a predicted model, not a curated record. Gene Ontology annotation, biological process: fatty acid beta-oxidation. Lineage: Eukaryota; Fungi; Ascomycota; Eurotiomycetes; Onygenales; Ajellomycetaceae.